CGGGCUCGCGCCGGCUACAAAGCGGCGAAGGUCACGGCGCGAGCUGGAGCGCGCGGGCCGCUGGGAGUCCCUUUUGCGGCCCGCGCCCCUUGCCCACCGACUCGGCCCGGAAGCCAUGGAGGGAGUGAGCGCGCUGCUGGCCAGCUGCCCCACCGCCGGCCUGGCGGGCGGCCUCGGGGUCACGGCGUGCGCUGCCGCCGGCGUGGUGCUCUACCGGAUUGCGCGGAGGGUAAAGCCAACACACACGAUGGUCAACUGCUGGUUCUGCAACCACGAUACACUGGUGCCCUAUGGGAAUCGCAACUGUUGGGACUGUCCCCACUGUGAGCAGUACAAUGGCUUUCAAGAGAAUGGAGACUACAACAAGCCAAUCCCAGCACAGUACAUGGAGCACCUGAACCAUGUGGUGAGCAGCGUGCCUAGUCCCCGGGACCCCGCACAGCCACAGCAGUGGGUGAGCAGCCAGGUCCUGCUGUGCCGAAGGUGCAGCCACCACCAGACCACCAAGAUCAAGCAGCUGGCUGCUUUCACACCACGGGAGGAGGGCCGCUAUGACGAGGAGAUUGAGGUAUACCGCCACCACUUGGAGCAGACGUACAAGCUGUGCCGCCCAUGCCAGGCGGCCGUCGAGUACUACAUCAAACACCAGAACCGCCAACUGCGUGCCCUGCUUCUCAGCCACCAGUUCCGGCGUCGGGAGGCUGACCAGGCCCAUGGGCAGAGUUUCAGUUCCUCGGCAGUGAAGGCCCCAUUCCAGGUCAUCCUGCUCCGUGCCCUGGCCUUCCUGGCCUGUGCCUUCUUGUUGUUCACUACACUGUAUGGGCCCAGCGAACCCUUCACCCCGGGGGCUGCCUUGCCCCCAGCCCUACCUCCUGGGGGCAACAGUUCUGCGGCCUCGGACAACACCACUUCUCAGGCGGAGGGCUGGCAGCAGCUGCUGGGCCUAUUGCCUGAGCAUGCCACAGAGAAGCUACAUGAGGCCUGGGCCUUUGGGCAGAGCCACCAGACCAGCAUUGUGGCAGUGGGCCUGCUCACCUGCCUGCUGGCCAUGCUGCUGGCUGGCCGUAUCAGGCUCCGGCGGAUCGAUGCCUUCUCCACCUGCCUCUGGGCCCUGCUGCUGGGGCUGCACCUGGCAGAGAAUUAUCUACAGGCUGCCUCACCCGGCUGGCUAGACACACUCAAGUUCAGUACCACGUCCCUGUGCUGCCUGGUGGGCUUCACCGCAGCUGUGGCUACAAGGAAAUCGACAGGCCCACGGAGGUUCCGGCCCCGAAGGUACUUCUCAGGAGACUCUGCCAGCCUUUUCCCUUCCAACCCCAGCCUGGCUGUGCCCUACCCAAGUGUCACAUCCUCGCCAGCAUCCCUGUUCAUCCCCACCCCACCUGGCUUCCUGCCUCUCACCAAGCAGCAGCUCUUCCGAUCUCCCCGUCGGGUCUCCCCCUCCUCACUGCCAGGCCGCCUCAGUCGGGCCCUCUCGCUGGGAACCAUACCUCCUCUGACCCGGACUGACUCAGGAUACCUGUUCAGCGGGAGCCGGCCACCGUCUCGGGUGUCUCCAGCAGGGGAGGUUUCUCUUUCAGAUUACUUUUCUCUGCUGUCCAGCAGCUUCCCUGCUUCUCCCCUCCCUUCCCCAGCACCUUCCGUGGCCAGCUCCAUGGCCUCCAGCUCUGGCUCCUUGCGCCACCGCAGGCCCCUCAUCAGCCCUGCACGGCUCAACCUGAAAGGACAGAAACUGCUGCUGUUCUCAUCCCCUGGGGAAGCGCCAAAUACCCCCAGCAGCUCAGAGGAGUACUCGCCACCCAACGGCAGCCUCUUCAUUGAGUCUCCCCAGCUGCCGCAGAGGAAUGGCACUCGGGACACAAAGCGCACCAUGGAGAUGAGGUCGAUGGUGGCCAGAGACAGCGCCCGCAGUAGCCACUCCAUCAAGAAAGAGGACGAGUCGUCCCAGUCCUCCACCUGCGUCGUAGACACCACCACCAAAGGGUGCUCAGAGGAGACCACUCCCUGGAAAGCUCGUGUCAGUCCCUCCCUGGUCCGGGGCCUCCUGGCUGUGAGUUUGGCAGUCAAUGCUCUCUUCACCUCAGCCUACCUGUACCAGAGCCUGCGCUGACCUCCGAGCGCCCUUCCCGAGGGCAGCGCCAGGUGCAAGCUGCUUCCGACACUGGCGCUGAGAUCCCUCUCCGAGGGGCUCUGUCUCUGCCUUGACCUCCUGGGUCAAGUCCCUGACCUCAGGAUACCUGCUGUCCACCCAACAGACUGCAAACAUCAAUUGUGUUUGGUGCUGAUACUCUGACCCCAAAACCAGGGAUCUCUGACAGGCUUGCCAGGCCCCAGGGACACUACUGCUCCUGUAGCUCUGGCAGGGACCAACCAGGCUGCCUGUGCCCUUCUGUUGCCUCCGAGACACCAGAGGUCUGCUGCAGAGCCCCACCAAGAACCAAGAUGAAGAAAGCCCCUGAGAGAUGCACAUGGAGCCUGGAUCACUUCAUCCUCACACCUGCCCCCUCCAGAGAGCCUGGCUCCCUGCAUCAGGCAGCAGCCGCCCAUCUCGCCCCAACUGUUGGCUCCAGGCAGGGCUGAGCAGCAGGGAACCUGGGGCUCAAUAAACCCAUGAUCUCCUGCCUCACACACCUGUUUGUGACUUUCCCAGCAAGUAGCUCUGUUACCGAGAACACCAGAGCUCCCCUUGUCUCCCCCUCUCUCAUCCAGGGUCCCUGCCUGACCCACCAGUUGCUCGUGAGCUGCACAGUUCAGAUGAGACUGGACCCUCCCUUACUCCUGAGCCCUGCUCUCCUCUCCUCCAUCCUGUCCCAAUCUGUGUCCCCCUUGACCUGUGGCUCCAGGCCACCGGCAUUGGUGCCUACGUGCCCAGCCACUGCCUGCUGAGGGCACUGCAGGCUUGCUGGAGCACGCUGGAGCACAUCCUGUCCCAUGAGGGAGGAGGAGGAGCGUUGGCCUAACACUGGCUGUUUCGAUAGUGUGGGGGCUACAUGUGCCUGUAGGGGUCAGGCCUUGGCCCUGUGCGUGUGUGUGUGUGUAUGUGUGUGAGCGUGUGUGUGUGUGUGUGUGUGUGUGUGUGUUUGUAUCAUACCCCUGGGGAUUCUUGGGGGAGGGGCAUGGGGAAGGGAAGGGUCUUCACUGUCAUUCAGGGAUAAAAUUUAACUUUAUUUUUCUACACAUCUGUUGCCAGGUGAGGCACAUGCUUUGAAGCAGAUGCCUCCAGCCCUCCCUGCUGGGAGGUGGUCUCUUAAGCUCUGGGUGCUUUUAGUACUUUUUUUUUUUUCUUUUUUAACUGUAGGGAAGCAGCCCUGACCUUACCUCUCCACUCCUGUCCCGGGAGCUCUCAAUACUAUCCUGGAUUGCCUCAUACCAGUCAGGGGUCAGGACUCUAUGAGUCCAGCUGCCACAAAGGGUUCAGCUUGGAGGUGACACCUCUUUUGGUCUACAUUUGUUCAAUGGAUGCAUCAAGUUUCUAAAUUUUAUUUCCUGCCUAAAGAAACCAAAUUGUCCCUCGGCAUCCUUGUCUCCAGCCCUGAGGAAACGCCUAAAGAGAAGCUCUGGCCCCUCCCAGCAGGGCAGCCUGGCACCCUGCGCACCCAGGGGAGGGCUUUUAUGUUUUGAUUCAUAUAUAAACACGAUGUUAUUUUUCUUUACAAAAGCAAAAAAAUAAAAACCGUACCAACCUUUGACUUGUA
Mus caroli (Ryukyu mouse) is the source of this 3695-nucleotide messenger RNA. It is a transcript of the gene Tmem201, whose product is annotated as transmembrane protein 201. Lineage: Eukaryota; Metazoa; Chordata; Mammalia; Rodentia; Muridae. Gene Ontology annotation, molecular function: lamin binding; actin filament binding. Gene Ontology annotation, cellular component: nuclear inner membrane. Gene Ontology annotation, biological process: nuclear migration along microtubule. The record is from RefSeq and is a predicted model, not a curated record.